UUGGUGGGUGUGGGCGCAUCCCAAGCUGCAGAUUCCAUUGAAAUGCCUUCAUUUCCACUUCUUGCAUCUGACACUCCCCACAAGCAUUCUCAGACGCUCUCCCACUAGAAAUUUAACAUCUGCAACUUUUCACGCUUUUCCGGUUGUCCUAGUCCGUUCCUCCCGCGGCCCCAUCGACCCUCUCCGGCCGCCAUAAUGCAGCCACCGCGAUGGGUGGCAGUCUUGCUCCUGCUCGCGGCGUCCGUGUCCGCACGCGUGGUGGCGGCGCACGUGUGUCCGCCGCUGGCGUGCGCGGCGACGCGGCUGGGGUACCUGUGGGACCACAACAACCAGGGCCACCUGGGGGAGGAGGAGCUGCAGGGCGACCUGCGCAAGUCGCAGCACUGCAUGCUGCUGUGCCGCCGCACCAAGGGCUGCUACAUCUGGAUGUUCCGCUUCAGCAGCGACGGAGCGUUUUGCCGCAUGUGGUCGCUGGAGCAGAGUCCGUGCAACGUGGACCCCAGCGACGGCGCGAACCCCGUGCACUACAACCCCACGCCGCCCUGGGAGGGCUUCUUCGGCUUCGGCGGCAACUGCUCCAGCGACGCCGACGCGCAGGGGCAGGCGCAGCAAGGGCCGGGACAAGUGCAGGCGCAGGGGCAGGGGCAGGGGCAGAUUCCUCAUGGGUACGGCCAAGGUCCGCCGCAGGGUCAAGGGCAGCAGGGACCGGGCCAGCAACAGGGGCAAGGGCAGUUCCAGCAAGGGCAGGGACAGGGACAGGGCGGUUCGCUGGGUUCAGGGCAGUUGCCCGCACCGGGUGGAGUGGUGUCAGGGCCGAGGGGGGGGCAGUGGCAGGGUGCACACGUGCAGGGAGAGGCGCAGGGGCAGGAGAAUGGUCAGGGGUGGCAGGGUAACAGAAGGCAGGGAGGGUGGCAGGGGCAGGGGCAAGGGCAAGGGCAGGGGCAGGGGCAGGGGCAGGAGCAGGGGCAGGGGCAGGGGCAGGGGCAGGGGCAGGGGCAGGGGCAGGGGCAGGGGCAGGGGCAGGGUCAAUUUCAGGGUGGGGUUGGUGGAGGUGGAGGGAAUGGGAGCGCGGUGCCUGCUGAAGACCCCACUGUGCCCAAGGAGUACUUCCUGCCCGCCAGAGGAGUCCCCACGGAGCCGUGUCCAUGGCUCAAGUGCAACGUGGCGACGCGCGGGUUCCUGUUUGACCACCCGGCGCGCGGCCACCUCACGGUCAUCUCCACCGCCACCAGCCGCCGCCGCCGCGCGCACGACUGCUGGAACACGUGCCGCAAGACGGAGGGGUGCGCCUUCUGGAUGUUCGAACAGGGCACUGCACCCUCAGGGUAUUGCAAGAUGUGGAACAAUGAGCAGAACCCGUGUGACCCGGACAUGCCUGGCGACCCCACGUCGGCGCACUUCCAGCGCAGGGAGGACAGACGCUUCGUGGUGGGCGGGCACUGCAAGGGCGGCGCCUCCAACUUCCAGUUCCAGAACAGGCAAAGACAGUUAUAGCACAUGCAGGGGAGUUGGCUGCAGCAGCAGCAGCAGCAGGUCAGGCUGCUAGGCGAAAGUGUUCGUUGUGGUUUUGGAGGGGACGGGGUGAAAGUCCAAGGGGACGUGGUAAUUUUGUGCCCUAGCCUGAAGAUGGAGAUAAAAUAGAUGCGAAGCGUCCAACCAGGGCUGUCGUUUCAACAAUAAGCACCCUGAGCUGUCGAAUGGAAAAAAAAAAUUACCCUGAGGGCCUUGUGUUGGAAUUUUAACUUCCCUGAUUUCUUAGUGUUCUGGAACUUACAACCCUGAAACCUCCAGGGUUGGCUAGCCACAAACAGGG
Molecule: messenger RNA, 1813 nt
Organism: Closterium sp. NIES-67
Lineage: Eukaryota; Viridiplantae; Streptophyta; Zygnematophyceae; Desmidiales; Closteriaceae
Source: the annotation of a GenBank genome assembly